Molecule: messenger RNA, 2380 nt
Organism: Heterobasidion irregulare TC 32-1
Lineage: Eukaryota; Fungi; Basidiomycota; Agaricomycetes; Russulales; Bondarzewiaceae
Exons: 2
Coding region: 6-935 (309 amino acids)
Source: RefSeq, a predicted model, not a curated record
CGACAAUGAACUCUUUUUGGAGCCUGAUUUCCCACUAUCUCCCCUCGAUCCGCAUCUACAACGACCUCGAGGACUCUGCGUCCGACUACGACACCUACGACGACGACACCUACGAGCUCCCCACCACAAACACGUACUUCCCCGCCAGCCCCCAGCCCCAGGGGCAGCGCCAUGAUCGGAUACCCGUCAUGGACGACCACCCCGCCACUUACAACCAGAACCGCCACAGAUGGGACCCCAACGGUCGUGGCGAGGCUCGAACGGACGAAGACGAGGGGCGCCACAAAAAGGAACUCGAGGACCUUAAGACCCAGGUGCACACGUUGCACCACCAGCUCGUGGACCUCCAGUCCGACCUGUCCUCGACCAAAGACGAGCUCCAAUUCCAGAGGUCCUCCAACUCCCACCUGCUCUCCCAGAACAACCGCAUGGAGAGCGAGCUCGAACAGGCUCGCAACGCGCGCCGCACGCGUUUCUCCGAGAUGCAACAACUCCGCGCUUCCUACGCUGACGUCUCUGCCUCCAUGCGCACCCUCGAGACCCACAAUGAGGAGCUCGCGACGCUCAAAUCCUUCCUGAACAAAACGGACGACUACACCGGCGCCCAGAUCCUUCAAGCCGUGCAAGAUCUCAACACGGAGAUCGUGCAGCUCGCUGCUGUCGUCAGCGAGGAGUUCCCUCUAGAUCGGCAGAAGGGCGAUCUGUCGAAGGAGUCGGAUUUCGAUAUCGUCCGCAACUCGAUCGGCGAGGGCAUGCUGGAAUUGUUGCGGGAGUGCGAUCACAACGGCGAUCCGACGGUCGUCCAGCUGGCCGUUCAAGCUUGGGAAACGUGGUGUUGUAAACAGAUCCUAGACUCUUUUUGCUUCGGGCUUCCCCCAGAGAUCAGCAAGUUCCUGAACGAAGUCUUCCGCGAAAUGCAACUCGUCGGUAUGUGAUGAACACCGCUCACCGCAAUCGCAGUCUCUCAUAUUCUCCGCAGAACCCCAACCCACGACAUCACGCUGGCGUGCCCUCACCCAUACUCACGCGCGCACGGUUUUGUCAACUUACCCUCGCGAACCUGCCCCUGCCUAUCCCACCGUCAAAGUGCCUGCAUACUCCAGCUCCAGCUCCUCAUCUGCCCCCACGUCUCCCCUCUUCCCGCCGCCCUACCCAACGCCCCAGUCAACCCUUAACAACACGCCAGCCUCCCAAAUAUAUGCCCUUCCCCCACCCCACAGUCGCACGCACUCCAACUCGUCUGCCUAUUCACUCUCGACCGCGACGUCAUCGCACAUAUCGAGCAACAUCCGCGGCCUCCUGGCCAUACUGGCCCUCUCGGGGUGCACGGACGAGCGCGGGAUCCAUCGCGAGCCGCUGCGCGCGCGCUUCGGCGAUCAGGUGACACAUGUCGCAGACCGCGCUGAGACGCUCUCCAGGAUGAUCAGGGAGGGGGUCGGGAGCGCCUGGUUCGAGGUGCUAGUCGAGAGCGCGCCCGAGCCAGGCCGGAAUGUCCGGAGCCGGAGCGUCGGGAACGAGGUCGGGGUGGAUGGGCUGGCGACCGCGCAAUGGAAGGAAAAAGAGAAGGAGAGCGCUGAAGACCGGGAACCGUGGCGGCGUAUGUUCGAUCCCGCGCUGAUGGAGAACGUGUAUGCUGGGCAUGGUAAUGAGCGGUCGAGGGUGCUGUGUUCGGUCGAGUUUGGCUUGUCGUUGGUGAAGAAGCGGCCUCAGGCGAGUGUGAACGGGGCUGGGGAUGCGUGGAAGGGACGAGAGGUCAAGGGGGCGAGCAACGCCGAUGCGAGGGAUGAUAUGCUGGAGAGCACGUUGCUGCUCAAGCCGAAGGUGCUGCUGGAGAGCGUGAAAGAGCUGCUGUGACAUGCUAUAUCCGUCGCUUUGGAGCUUGAGCCCUGGGCAAGCACACGCAUUCUCGUUCCUUUCCGCUUUCAUUCUCAACCUCACAAGUCCCUCCCUUUUUGUGACACGUACCAGCACGAUCCACCGGCGCUAGAUCGUAUCCUAUGCUUGUGAACCGCAUGUUUUACGCAUGAUUCUCCGCCCGUGAACUUCGAUCUACUGCCGGCUUCAGGACCCCCGCAUGGACGCUGCACCGCUGUCGUCCGUGCGAAGACCCGAAGCCAUCCAUUUCCCCCGCUCAUCAUGGUCGAGUCUAGCUUUUGAUUUUCUCCUCGCAUCCACCAGUCUUGACUGGAACUGUCCGGUCGCAUAUAUACCUCCCAUCCAUGUACUUGUCGCUGUCUCGGUCAUCCGCCAGAUUCCUCUCGUUUUGUGGUUCACGGUUCCUAGUGCUGCUGUCCUGUCGUUCUCGCUCAACUGUUCUGUUAACAUUCCCUGCACGAUGUAUACUACUGUACCACUUAAUAUAAUAUAUCACUCGUCGCUU